Silurus meridionalis is the source of this 1192-nucleotide messenger RNA. RefSeq names its product protein tilB homolog. The record is from RefSeq and is a predicted model, not a curated record. The transcript is spliced from 7 exons. Lineage: Eukaryota; Metazoa; Chordata; Actinopteri; Siluriformes; Siluridae. The coding region runs from base 334 to 1140 and encodes 268 amino acids.
UGUUGAAUUGAAAAGUUGAAUUGUUUAUUUGUUAGUUGUUUAGUUGGAUUGUUAGAGUACUAUAGAGGAAAAGUACCAGGAAGCCAGACAAGCCUAACCUCCUGUACUCACAAGCAGGUAAUCUAGCCGAGGUCACUAUCCAGCCAUGACCCGAGGCUCAUGGACACAUAGGACGAAAGGUCGCCUAGCAACGAGUCGCACAUGCUCCAGGCAGGCGCCAUUUCGUGGUUGGAGCAGCUCAUCAGUCCCAAUGGGAAAGCAAACCCUCUCCUCGUUAAACGGAGCUUCUCUGCAUGGUUUAAUUGCCAAAAGAAUUCAUUACGACUGUAGGACAUGUCCGAAAGUUCAUCAGGAGUGAACACCAGCAGUGGCAGUUUCCCUAAAUCACAUUGUUCUUAUUACUCUGAACUCAGUGGUACACACACUCCUCUCUCAGUGGAGCACACAACAGACUCCGGCAUCGUCGCCACUCCACUGCCAUCCAGUCGAUUUAAAUUUACCUCAUGGCAUCAGAUCGAAGAAACUGAUGUCCGUGGAGACCAGCUGGCCUGUCCAAGAGUCAGAGAGGGACCUGUAGAAGAUGAGCAUGCUCUUACGAGUGGGCAGAUCUUUAACAGGAGAAGGAGGAGGAGAGAAACUGAUGAGCAGACAUGGGAGGAGAGGCUGCAGGAAAACUGGGAGAACUGUUUGGAACUGAAUCUGUCUUACCAGGAUCUCGGAGAUGCGUUUCAGUUGGAAAAUUUCAGGCGAAUCCUGAGAAGGCUGAUUCGAGUGGAGCGCCUGCAGCUAGUAGACAAUGCACUCUGUGACCUCAGUUCCAUCCGACUGCCAAGAUGUAAAAGCCUGAACCUGCACCGGAAUCACUUGAAGUCUCUCGCUCAGCUGCCAAAGAUCCCUGCAAUUGAGAACCUGUGUGUGUCUGAAAACAACAUCAGCAGUCUGACAGAGCUGAAGCUGCUGGAACACACGCCACUGCACACACUCACACUCAGACAUAACCCCUGUGAGUUCUUGGAGGACUACCGAUCACGUGUGUUCUUCUAUUUGCCAAAACUCAAAAUUCUGGAUGGCAUCCCAAAACUGCCAGAAGAUUCUGUGCCUCCCUGUUCCCAAUCCUCCAGGCUUUGCAUCAUUCUGUGACAUUGGCAGAUCUCAGACAGGAUGCUCGGGCCUAAUAGAUAGGAAGCAUGAA